AUGAUGCCUGGGGACAACCAGUCCAAAAUGGUGGCGAUCGCUGCCGAUGCAACGGUUGGAAACUGUCAGAAUUGUUCUAUCUUACACCAGAGCCUUGACGAGUAUGUACAGUCUUUUCUGGCACUGAAACAAAAGAUCACCAUGACGGACGACAAUGUUCGACUGCAACAACAAAUCAAGGAUCUACAAAUUAGACUAGCAGCUCUAGAAAAAAAGACCGCAGAUUAUGAUUCUCUUCAAACUGAAUUACAAGAGAAAAAGGAUGCUUUGUCAGUCUACAUACACAUUUCUGAAGAAAUGGAAACAGUUGUACACAAAAAUGCAGAGAUAAACUCAGAGAAUGAGAAGCUCAAAGAUGAAAUAAAGAAUGUGAAAGAAUGUGUUGAUGCAAGGACUCUUGAAAAUGCUCAACUGAGACGGGAAAAGGCUGAAGUGGAAAAUCGUUUUCUCGAUACUCAGGCAUCAUUGAAGAAAGUCCAAGCCCAAGCAGAUAAAGUUGAACAACUAGUAAAAGACAACAUAAAUAUUGUGAACAUUAAAGAAAACCUUGAUAUUAAGGUGAACCAACUUGAAGAAUCAGUUUCCAAACAAAAUGGUUUUAUAAGCAAAUUAUCACAAGAGAAAAGUCUGCUGGAACAAAACAUUAAUGAUCUUCAGAUGAGACUAAUGAAGCUUGAAAGGGAAAGGUCUAAAGAAUACAAGAAUACCUACACUCAAGCAAGUGUGCCAGAGGAGCCUAAAGUUGACAAAGAUAAAUUCCGUCUUCUUCUAAACAAUUUAUGGGCAUGUGUGGAGCCAGGUCAAAGCCUGGGCAGCACAACAGGGUCUCCACACAGACGUCUGCCAUCUUCUCCUCAACAAAACGAACCAUUCAGUCAGUCAAGCCAUCCCUCAAAGUCUCCAAAAAUGCAAGUCAGCAGACACGGAUUCAUCAAUGGAUUCAGUGAUGGAUGA
Messenger RNA from Knipowitschia caucasica, 954 nucleotides. The record is from the annotation of a GenBank genome assembly. Lineage: Eukaryota; Metazoa; Chordata; Actinopteri; Gobiiformes; Gobiidae.